Molecule: messenger RNA, 749 nt
Organism: Serinus canaria (Common canary)
Lineage: Eukaryota; Metazoa; Chordata; Aves; Passeriformes; Fringillidae
Gene: FAM162B
Product: family with sequence similarity 162 member B
Exons: 4
Coding region: 1-435 (144 amino acids)
Source: RefSeq, a predicted model, not a curated record
AUGCUGCCGGCGCGCCUCCGCCCGGGGCGGCUGCUGUCCGCCGCCCCGUUCCGCCCGCCCGCGCGGGGAGCCGCGGCCGCCGGGGAUCCCGUCAGGAGCCCGGGCACCAGCCGCGCUGAGCAGGCUCACAGGGUGGUUGCAAGUUGCAAACCUUCGAAGUUUGACAAAAAAAUCCUCCUCUGGACUGGACGUUUCAAGACAGAAGAAGAGAUUCCUCUGAGGAUCCCGCCAGAGAUGCUAGACAAGGCAAGAAACAAAGCUCGAGUGAAAGCCUGUUACAUCAUGAUUGGGCUCUCAAUUAUUGCCUGCUUUGCGGUGAUUGCUUCAGCUAAGAAGGCUGCCGCACGUCAUGAGUCCUUGACGAGCCUGAACUUGGCAAAGAAGGCCAAGUGGCGGAAGGAGGCUGCGCUGGCUGCGGAGGCGAAGACCAAGUAACUUUGUCUGAAAUGCUGAAUGUCCUUGGAAGAGCAAAAUUAACUGCUGCUGAGAGCAAUUAGUGAGUUUCACCCCUAAAUGGACAACUGUAGUAUGCACACCCUAGAGCCAGCAUCAGCUCCAGCAUCACAAAAAGAAAGGGAACGGCUCUUUCAUUAGGAUGAUAUUCAGGAUGCUUGUUGCAUAUAAUUAAAACUAUUUAGAAUGUUUUGCAUAUGAUUAAAAGCAGUAAUUAGUUUUGAAGGGGAUGAGGUAGUUUCUUAAGAAUGUCAGGUACCUUUGGUUAGAUAACCACAAAAUAUUUACAUCCAAGA